AUGCGUUGCUCUCUAGUCGACCUAUCCGAUGAACUUCAUCUUAACAUCAUCCAAGAGCUUCUCAAGCAUGACGACUUCCUCCACGAGGAGUCGUUGAAGCCGGAUCCCAAAAGGUUCAACCAAGACUGGGACGACGACUUCCAGUACCAUCGCGAUCUGAUGAGUUGGAGCUCCACGUCGCUGUACUUUCGAAAUCUGCUUGCCCCGUACAUCUUCAAGAGUAUCAAGCUGCGCAAUGAUGUGAAGAGCGGCGCUUCCGUGGACGCCGUUCUGAAAAGUCCACAUGGUGCUCUCGUGAAGGGAAUUUACUUUCUCGGCACUAUUCCACCGGACAUAGAUGACCUAGACGACGAUGAGGACGAUGAUCCUUUGGCCGAGGGAUCCUAUAAAGAAUCCGACGAUGCCGAAGGAGAGGAAAGGCCAAUCAUUAUCACAUUCCCCCCUGUCGUCAAUGACCUCCUAUCAGAUCUGCAUCAAUUCCCCAAUCUCGAGUCUCUAAGCAUAGGCUUCACCUAUCCCAACGACGACCCCUUCGACGAAUACUACGAGACCGAGGGAAUCAUGGUCAACGAAAACCCCACGGCAGCGCGCGCCCGGAAGGCGCUGAUGACGACAACGUACGAGACGCUGUUACGCAGCAAACCACCACAGCUGAGGGCGGUGGAAAUCAGGAAAUUUGUAUGGACGUUCACUGAACCGUAUGAAAGCCAGGGCUUCCAAAAGUUCCUGAGCCAUGUCGAGCACUUUCGCCUUUCUGUGAGAGGGGGGAACAACGGUGCGUGCUGGUGCGUGAACACGUGCGAUGGGUACCUGGAGUCCGUCGCGAGGUUCGACGAGCUGUUCUUCGACCACCUGGCGUCGGCGACGAGUCUGACACUCAGGGCCACGGACGAAGGGCCCAUCGGGUUGGAAGGGAUGCGACACGCACGCCUCGCGCUGACAAAGGAGCAAAUGCCGCUGCUCCAGUCCCUGCAUCUGGAGCACAUCUUCAUCUGCCAAGAGCUCGUCGAUUUCGUCCUCGGCCACACCGACACCCUGGAGCGGCUCACCCUGCACGACUGCCACAGCAGCGUCAACGGCUUACAGGACAACGACGGCUUCUACUGGGCCCACUUCUUCGAGACCCUGCACGGGGCAGAUCUGAAGAAGUUAUCCCACCUCGAGAUAUGCCCCGAUGACGCGCCGUUGACGUUCGAGCCCGACAGCCUCCAAAAGGAGCCGGUGUGCCCGGGCGACGUGCGGCAGAUAAGACGGGUGCCGAGCGACGUUGCGAAACGACGCGUGUUCGGGUACGCGAUGCUGGACGAUAAGUAUGGCGAGUGCUGCGACGACUCCGAGGAGAAUGGGGCUGCGUUUGAGCGGGGAGAGGACCAGGCGGCUUUUGACAGGUUGAUGAGCAAUGUCAAUGCCAACGCUGCAAAUCGGGGAGGAAAAAUUACCGAUUGGCAGGUAGCGACUUAG
Molecule: messenger RNA, 1461 nt
Organism: Letharia columbiana
Lineage: Eukaryota; Fungi; Ascomycota; Lecanoromycetes; Lecanorales; Parmeliaceae
Exons: 1
Coding region: 1-1461 (486 amino acids)
Source: RefSeq, a predicted model, not a curated record